AUGGAGGCGUUUAGAGGCUCCAAAUAUGUGACCUCAGUAUUCGCCCUUCGGACGCUUUUUGCUCACGCCGUCGAUUUGUUCGCCGUGUUUAUUCCCGAUCUGGAAUCAAUGAGCAUUUCUGCUCGAAUCGAUGAGCUUUUUAACGGGUCACCGAGCCAGAUCUGCUGCUGUGAGCUGUGUAAACUGGUUUUCUACGUGGUGGUCCAGACGCUUUAUACUUUGGGCCACAGUCUGUCUCUGGUCGCCCUGACAACAGGCAGCGCCAUCCUCUGUCUGUUCCGGAAGCUCCACUGCACGAGGAACUACAUCCACCUGAACCUGUUCGUGUCCUUUAUCCUGCGCGCCGUCGCCGUGCUGGUGAAGGACGACAUCCUGUUCAACCGCAGCUCUCAGUGCUCCAGCCAGCCCUCCCUGAAGCUCCGGUGUCCCGACGUGGGCGGGAACGACCAAUCACAGUACAAGAGGCUGGCAAAAUCCACCCUGCUGCUGAUCCCUCUGUUUGGGAUCCACUACGUGGUUUUUGUGUCUCUCGGCGAGUCCAUCGCAGAAGAUUAUAAAAUAUUUUUCGAUCUUGCCCUCGGAUCCUUUCAGGGUCUGGUGGUGGCCAUUCUCUACUGUUUCCUCAACAGCGAGGUUCAGGGGGAGCUGAAGAGGAAGUGGCAGAGCGUGUGUCUGAACUGCCACCUGGGCAGAAACCCCCACCUGAGCGGCGCCUUCACCUCCAGGAACGGCUCCGAACAGACCAUGAACUCCCACCACCGGGGCUCCAGGGCCCAGUCUAUCCUCCAGUCGGAGACCACUGUGCUGAGGCUGGCGAAAUCCACCCUGCUGCUGAUCCCUCUGUUUGGGAUCCACUACGUGGUUUUUGUGUCUCUCGGCGAGUCCAUCGCAGAAGAUUAUAAAAUAUUUUUCGAUCUUGCCCUCGGAUCCUUUCAGGGUCUGGUGGUGGCCAUUCUCUACUGUUUCCUCAACAGCGAGGUUCAGGGGGAGCUGAAGAGGAAGUGGCAGAGCGUGUGUCUGAACUGCCACCUGGGCAGAAACGCCCACCUGAGCGGCGCCUUCACCUCCAGGAACGGCUCCGAACAGACCAUGAACUCCCACCACCGGGGCUCCAGGGCCCAGUCUAUCCUCCAGUCGGAGACCACUGUGCUGUAA
Molecule: messenger RNA, 1155 nt
Organism: Menidia menidia (Atlantic silverside)
Lineage: Eukaryota; Metazoa; Chordata; Actinopteri; Atheriniformes; Atherinopsidae
Source: the annotation of a GenBank genome assembly